AGUACAGCAUUUAGAUAAGCAGGAUCAGACUUUUACUGCUUCAAUGGGAGACCAUUAGGAAAAUCCAUGGCUAAAUGGGAAAUAGAAAAGAUUUCUGAAAGAAGGUCCAGGUGAUUAAUCCUUCAUGAUCAAGGUAUUAUAAAUUUUGUAGUUUCAGUAUUAAUUAUUGAGCUACCUUGAUUCUAUGGAGUAAUGCUGAAAUUCCAGGAAGCGGUUAAGCAUGGUACAUCAUUUACACCUAUUUUUAUCCACUCAAAAGCACUAAUUGCAGGAAGAUACAAUAUUUAUCAAAAACUUGGACAUGGAAGUUUUGGAACCGUUUAUCUGGUUUCUGACAAGAAAGCAAAAGAGGAAGAACAGUUGAAAGUUUUGAAAGAAAUCUGUGUGGGGAAUCUUAAACCCAAUGAAACAGUUGAGGCGAAUUUGGAAGCACAAUUGUUGUCCAGGCUAGACCAUCCGGCCAUUGUUAAAUUCUAUACAAGUUUUGUUGAAGGAGGGAGUUUUUGCAUCAUUACUGAAUACUGUGAGGGUCAAGAUCUCGACUUUAAAAUUCAAGAGUACAAAAGAAGUGGCAAAGUAUUUCCUGAAAGUCAAAUAGUGAAAUGGUUUAUACAAUUAUUACUUGGAGUAAACUACUUACAUAAAAGACAAAUACUUCAUCGAGAUUUGAAAGCUAAGAAUAUUUUUUUGAAAAAUAAUCUGGUUAAAAUUGGGGACUUUGGAAUUUCUCGACUCUUGAUAGGAUCCUGUGAUUUAGCAACUACUUUUAUUGGGACACCUUUCUACAUGAGCCCAGAGGCAUUACAACACCAGGGUUAUGACACAAAAUCAGACAUUUGGUCACUUGGAUGCAUUUUGUAUGAGAUGUGUUGUUUGAACCACAUGUUUACUGGUCAUAGUUUUUUGACCGUUGUUCUGAAAAUUGUAGAGAGCAAAACACCUUCUCUUCCAGACAAUUUUCCAAGAGAACUUGAUGCUGUCUUGCAUAGAAUGCUGAAUAAGAACCCUUCACUGAGGCCAUCAGCUGCAGAGAUUUUAAAAACUUCAUACAUUGACCAUCACUUACAGAUUAUGAAAUAUAAGCACACAAAUAUGAGCACACAAAUUAAAAAGGAUUGGAUGUUUAAUUCCCAGGAAGGAGCUGAUCAUAUAAUAAGUGCUGUAAAGAAAAAGGUACAUCUCCAAACUCUGAGGGCCAUAUCUGAAGUGCAGAAAAUGACACCUCGUGAACGAAUGCGAUUGCGGAAAUUAAAUUUAGCUGAUCAAACAGCACAGAAGCUGAAACAGUUGGCUGAAGAAAAAUAUCAAGAAAAUCUUAAAAGAAUGAAAGAACUUCGAUUCCGUAAUUUUCACCAAGUGAAUAUAGACGUGCUUCAUGAAUCUGAUCAGCAUCAUUCAGAAUACCUCAUUAAAUCCCAGUCUGUCACGGCAUUGGAGUAUUUUUCCAUAGAAUGCAGUAACCAAAGGGACAAUGAUACAAUAGGCAGACUUAAUGAAUCUAAUCCAGCAGAGCAUGAGAUCCCAGAGGAUCCACUUACUGCAGAAGAAUAUUAUAAUGAUCCAUUUGAUUCCUGUUCAGAAACAAGCGAAGAAUCGGAUAGGGAACAGGAAGAAAAGAAUGCAUCACAGACAGACAGUGAUAUCAACGCAAUGGUCAGAUACAUGGAAAAUAUUGUAGAUAUCAAUUCUGAAGGAACUAGAAGUUUCACUGAAGUGACUCCUGUGAGAUUGAGAGCUCUCAAUAAUACUAUGGCAACAACCAAGCUGAGACAUAUGAAGGAGACAGCCAUUCAAAAAUUGGGAGCAGACAUUUUUGAAAAAGUAUAUGAAUUCCUCCAACAAGCAAGAGAGAGGAAGGCAAGUGAAGAUGAAGUCAAAGAAUACCUUGGAAAAUUGGUAUCUCGGGCAAGUGACUGCUUUGAGGUAGACCAGCUUCUUUAUUUUGAAGAUCAGCUACAGUCUCAGAAGAUAUUUUAGUGAGAUGGUGUAUCUGAGAAUGAAUUUUCUUGUACUAUCUGAAACCACUGGGUUCAAUAUUGUUCAAUUAGAAGUAAAUGCAUUUAUGAUUAAUGAAUAACAUGGAAAUACUGUUUGGAAAAAAAAUAAUGCUAAAGAAUUACAUUUUAAAUAUAAAAUCCAAAACAUUCUUUAGUCCAAAUGAAGUUGAUGAGAACUUACUGACAAAUUUCUACACAACCAGUGCUGACAUUUAGUUAAUUUUUUCCCUGACAAUUCCUACAUUAUUUUUUAUUUUAUUUUUCAUGGUUAAUUCCUUCAGAUCUAAUGAAUCAGAAUUCCGUAAUCUGAGUUUCAUCUGUGUUUCAACAGGAUGGAGGGGAAAUUUAAAAAAUUGUAGUUCUUUUUAUCAUGCAAAGUGAGUAAACAAUUAAUUGCAUUAGUUGGAUUUCAGUUGUUAUAUACCUAGUAAACAUUUUCACUGUGCAAAAGGGGCUUUGAGAGUGGGGAAUUUCUUUCUCCACUGUCACAGCUCUGUCAGCCUAUCUGUCUUUCUGCUGUUUACAAUGCAAAUAAAUAAAUACAUUUUCUUCCUUGUACUUCAAACAAACAAAUCAUAUGUAACUAUGUGAAAAAAAAUUACAUAAAGUGUCUUCCAAGUCAAGGUCAACUCCUGGUAAUUUCAUGAACAUAUCCAUGUAUAUCCUUCUAUGCAAUAUUGUGGAAAUGGUUAGCUAUUGCUUUCUUCUUGGUCUAGCCUACAACCUUAUAUUCUCCUGUGCGCUGCUUGGAGAGUCCAAGAAUGGGUUAAAUUCAGUUUAUCUGCCCAAAGACUGAGUUGAUUUUUCCUUACCACACCUCCUGUUCCUCAUUGGGGACCUGUUUAAAAAAACUCAGUCAGUCUGUUUGGACAUUUUUGGGGGAGCUCCUCAGUCCUUGUGCAGAUUGACUGGAUCUCUCCAAUUAGUUAUUAGGAUUUCUUAUUUUUGUAGAUACUUGCCUUAGUUAGUUGACUUUAGGAUUCCUUUCAUUUGAAAAUCACUAUUCUUUUCCUUGCUGAAAGGGCUGCUGUGGCUUGGAUUGCUGCUGGUUGCAUGUGGUGGCCAGGAUCAAGCGGGGUGCUUGUCCGGCAGCUUCCGGGGAGCACAGGAAUGGCCACAGGCUUCCAUGACAUUUCCCAGCCGUCGCAGUUCUGAUUUGGCACUGGGCUUCCCUUUGAAGGCUUUGGUCGCACCUGACAGCUCCCAAAUCGCCCCAACAAUAACGUGGCUGGCCGUUUGAAGGCUAGGAGCUUCACAGCAGCCAUUUUGAAAGCAGCAAUUACACGCUUUCAUCCGGAGGGCCUUGCAUUGUCCCCGAAGAAGGCGGCUGCCAUUUUGGAGCCUUUCAGCCUCAUGGGGACCAUUUUGGAAGCAGAAAAUUGCACGCUUCAUUGUGAGAAGUUUGAAGCUGUCACCUUGCCCUUCUUAGCCGCAGAUCACCGACAGGGACAAUUUGGCCUUUAUCCAGAGUGCCAGCAAGGCCUGCCUCCCUCUACAUUAACCAGGAGGGGGGCCUUGGAUGUGUUGGCCACUCAGGCCAUACUCCAGCUCAAGGAGUGAAUCUGCGCAGUGCACCGGAUCUCAAGACCUGGCGCUGAUCCCCCGGCUUCUCCGUGUCUGCCUGCCACUGCCCCAUGAGCAAUUCAGCAGGGUGUUCCAGCAGACCCUUAGCUUCAACUGCGAUGUCUGAAGGAGGUUUGGUGGUGGUGGAGGAGGAGGAGUUGUCUUCCACUAAGAGGAGCAGGAUCCAAAUCCUACUUGAACGGGGACAGGGCAAGAGGGCCUCCAAGGAGAAGCAUACACAAUGCUCGAGGGAGUCCAAAGCCUCUGAUAGGGAGGCUGUUAGGGGGCAAAAGGAA
Messenger RNA from Thamnophis elegans (Western terrestrial garter snake), 3856 nucleotides. It is a transcript of the gene NEK11, whose product is annotated as NIMA related kinase 11. NCBI's taxonomy places the organism in Eukaryota, Metazoa, Chordata, Lepidosauria, Squamata, Natricidae. The record is from RefSeq and is a predicted model, not a curated record. The transcript is spliced from 16 exons. Gene Ontology annotation, biological process: protein phosphorylation. The coding region runs from base 193 to 1977 and encodes 594 amino acids. Gene Ontology annotation, molecular function: protein kinase activity; ATP binding.